GUUAGCUUUUUAUUGGUAAGUUGACAAUUGGCCCAGGCGUCUUCCAAAUUUCCAACCCAAUCAAGACAAAGAAAGUGGAAGUAGAUCUUUAUUUCGACAGCUGUCCACUUAACGACCUUCUCGAAUAAUGUCAGUCAUUGAGGACACUCAGUGGACGAACUGUGUAGCAACCCUCGGAACUUACCAAGGAAACCGUGCAAGAUAUGAUGCGUUAGGUAUAUUGGAGGAAAGGAAGAGAUGCGUUUUGAAGUGUCAACUUUGCAGUCCAGUCACUAUCGAUGCCAAGGGAACUACCCUGAAGGGAAUUGAAACUUCCCUAUCAAAAGAACCUUAUGAUAUAGAAGAGAAAAGAAUAGUAUACGAAGAUGAGCUUCAAGCUCUGGGUUAUGUUUAUUUUGAACAGGGUUCCGCAAUUUCAGGCGGUUCGGUACAAACGUAUAUUAUGGGAGAUCCAGUUCGGUUCAGAGUUGAACAAACUAUUAGAAUUCUGAACGAUAGCCUUUUCCUUUGUGGAACAACGGUUACCGUGGGCUAUAACAACGAUGGUCAGUUACAAGAGUUGGAUGUAGUACGUUAUAUACCUGGGGAUACUGACGAGAUUACCAACUCGUUUAUUUCCUCUUCCAACAAGAAGUUGUCACUAUUUUCCGAUAUUUUAGUUGAAGGCGUAGGAUCUCAGGAGUCCUUUGCGGCAUUUUGUGCAACCCCAAAGUUGCAGAGUGGUCGUUGGGUAGGGGAAGGUACUGCGAUAUUUCCCGAGGAAAGUAGAACAUAUGCAAUCAAAAGUCUAUGCAAAUUUGUCGCGGACGUUAGUGGUUUUGGGAUAAUAUCAAGUGAGAAGGUUGUAGAAAAAGAAGAGUUCAACUAUGGACUUCGUUUGGGGAAAAAGGACUCGGAGCACGCUAUUGUGUUCCAAUCGGCCCAAGGGCGCACCUAUGAAGUUCGCUUUUUAUUAUUGGGUGGUGGGGUUGUCGUCAUAUGUCCUAUGAAAAUUCCCAAAGACCAAAGUUUCUGUAUUGAGGUAUCUUGGUGGUCGAUGGCAUCACUCCAGCUUUAUAACUGAGGAAAAACAACCACCAAAGCACAAGAAA
This is a messenger RNA of Galdieria sulphuraria, 1091 nucleotides long. RefSeq lists its product as hypothetical. Bases 128 to 1063 code for a protein of 311 amino acids. The record is from RefSeq and is a predicted model, not a curated record. NCBI's taxonomy places the organism in Eukaryota, Rhodophyta, Bangiophyceae, Galdieriales, Galdieriaceae. The transcript is spliced from 10 exons.